AUCUGCAGGAUCCAGCUCAGCAUUUUAUAGAACACAAAUCAAUGUCGGAACUACGAAACCGUAUAAAAUCAGCUUCAGAUAUAUUACCACUUUGCCUCGAGUCCCUAUUGCAUCAUUGUUCUUUGGGAAACAAUGGCCAUGAUAUUAUUCGUCUGGAUGGUUUACCAUUAUUAAUGGAGAUCUAUAAUCGAUUUCAGAAUGAUUUGGAUACUAAAGUUAAACUUUGCAAUGUAUUAGCCUUUGUAUCUGUUUAUCCCAAUGUCGUAGAGGAUUUUUAUAAAACAGGAUGGAUUACUGUGUUGUCAAAAUGGCUCAAUGACAAUGAUAUUCGCUUGUCUAGUACUGCCGCCAAGAUUUUAUCGAAUCUAGAUGAUAACAGGGCAAUGUAUCAAAAUUCGUUGCACAUCUUACACCCAUUAUAUCACUGUGACCAGAAAGCAUUAGUUGAUGUAAUAUUCGUACAUGGAUUGUUGGGAGGAGUAUUUUUCACGUGGCGACAAAGGAGAGCUAACGUGUUUAGUGGAUUGUUUAGUACCUCAAUAUUUAGAAGAACUGUAACGGAUGUACAGUCAAAACUGCUUCGAACAAGUGAUCCUUUAGUAAGAGAGUAUAUUCAAGAUGCAGAAGUUAAAGAUCAAUAUGAAUGGGACCAGGUUGGACAAGAUUUUGAGUUUGUGUUGAAUGACAUACCAACAGCCACUAAUGUUGAGGCAGAAGGUCCAUACACUUGCUGUGGAAAUAACGACUGUAUCGCUCAAGCAGCUGAAGAUUGCUGUACACAUACAUCAUGUUGGCCUAGAGAUUGGUUACCGAACGAUUGCAGUGAUCUACGAAUAUUAGGCAUUAAUUAUGAUACCAGCUUAUCAUUAUGGGCAAAAAUUUGUCCCAACGAACAAAAAAAAUGCACCAUUGACGAAAGAAGCGACGAAUUUCUAACUAGCCUUUUGCAAGCUGGGGUGGGCGAUAGACCAAUAAUAUGGAUCACACAUUCAAUGGGAGGGCUUAUUGUUAAAAAUCUACUAUGGAAAGCAUGGGAAAGCAACUCCAAGCGUGCCAGGAAGUUAUGUUUAAAUUCAAAAGGUAUAGUGUUUUAUAGUACUCCUCACAUUGGAUCGCGUAUAGCUAAUUUGAAUGCAACUGCUUCAUUGUUACUGUGGCCAUCAGUUGAAAUACAGGAAUUGCGUGAAGAUUCACAAGGAUUGUAUAAAAUACAGGAAAAUUUCUUACAAUUUAUAAAACAGGUUCCAUUGAAAGUGCUUAGUUUUGUUGAAACAAAGUCUACCUUGGUAACCGCGAUUAAAUUUAAUGUUUUAUUUGUUGAUUCACAUUCUGGAAAUCCGUCAAUAGGAGAAUAUUUUGAAGUUCCUCAGGAUCAUUUAGGAAUAUGCAAACCUGCAAACAGGAUGUCAUUUUUAUAUCAAAAAGUAUUACACUUUAUUCAAGAAAUCGUAGAAGAAACAAAAGUAAAAGAUCAAAUUAACAUAGGAUUAGAGCAAUAACUUUUAUAUUCCUGAUGUACCUGGUCAUUGUAGCAGCUAAAUAUUUAAUAUAGCAUUGUGUUAUGUUUCAA
Photinus pyralis (common eastern firefly) is the source of this 1570-nucleotide messenger RNA. RefSeq names its product protein SERAC1-like. The transcript has 7 exons. The record is from RefSeq and is a predicted model, not a curated record. The coding region runs from base 42 to 1499 and encodes 485 amino acids. NCBI's taxonomy places the organism in Eukaryota, Metazoa, Arthropoda, Insecta, Coleoptera, Lampyridae.